GCUUCCGUAAAUCAGCCGGGCAUUGUGAGGUGUCAGGUGAGAGAUCACUGUCGGGAGCGGGUUAAUAAACCCAGGGCAGGGGGGCGGGGUUUACAAAUUAUGAGUGCCGCCCCAGAGCCGAAUAUUAAACAAUGAAAAACAAAAACAGAAUUACCUGGAAAAACUCAGCAGGUUUGGCAGCAUCGGCGGAGAAGGAAAGAGUUGAUGUUUCCAAUCCUCAUGACCUUUCAACAGAACUCAAUGAACAAUGAACAUUCUCCACUCUCGUUAUCCGCCGCUUCCGGCUUCUCUCCGGGAACAACCUCAAACAAAGAGACGAGGGAGAGACAGUGGCCUAGUGGUAAUGUUACUGGAUCAGUAAUUCAGAGGCCCACUCAUUACCCAAGACAUUAUCACUCGCUGCGUCAAAAGAAGUUCUUCCUCACAUCUCGCUUCUGUAUUUCUUGCACAAAAUCUUUUUGAUUAGUUAAUGGGAACAAUUAAUCUUUAUCUACCUGGUAUAAAACUAGCAUAAGUUCUGUUGAAGAGUCAUACGGACUCGAAACGUUAACUGUGUUCCUCUCCGCAGAUGCUGCCAGACUUGCUGAGUUUUUCCAGGUAUUUUUAUUUUUAUUUUAUAAACUUGUAUACCUCUAUCAAAUCUCCCAGCAAUCGGUUUCACUCCAAGAAGAACAAUCCCGAUUUCUCCAGCCUAACCUUGCAACUAUAAUCCCUCAUUCCUGGAACCAUUCUGGCAAAUCUCCUCUGCACCCUCUAAAGAACCCUCACAUCCUUCAUAAUGUGUGGUUUGCACAGACCCAGAUGUUCUGUGUUCGUGUCUGUGAUGUCAUCACAUGCCGACAAUUGCGCGGUGACAUCACCCCCCUCCCCAGGUAUUUCCUCAACUGGGAGAUUUUUCUCUGACUCCAGUGCGUCUGAUAUCUUUCCAGCUGCAGGCUCCAGCAGGAGAUUUUAAAAUUGAAAACAGUGGAGUUGUUUCAGAGGCUUUAUUUGCAGAACUGAGUCUAGAAACACAUACAGACCAACUCAGAGCUAGUUUGUAGCAGGAUAGGCAUUGGUGGCAGACGUUCGCCCCUGGCCUCCACUACAGGUCCAUUUUCUUCAAGUCAUAUAGAAGGAGGCUCUUUAUCUCAUUGUGCCCGUGCUGGCUCUCUCUGCAAGAUCUGAUCGGUUAGUCCCACAAGAUCAGCAUAUAUUACCAGUCCCCAGUUACCUGUGGAGAAGAUGUUUUACCUUCUUGACCCGCUGCUGUCUGUGUGGUGAAGGUGUUCCCACAAUGUGUUAGGGGAUUUGCAGUUUGGAAAUUCAAACCUAACAUCAUAUCAGGAUCUGGUGAAGUCACCCAAUUUACUGGACUUUGAACAUGGAAGGAAAAAUCACUGUUCACAGUGGGAAGAAACCGUAUACGUGUUCUGUGUGUGGACGAGACUUCAGCCGAUCAUCUGACCUGUCGAGACACAAGUGCAGUCACAACAGGGAGAAGCUGUGGAAAUGUGGGGACUGUGGGAAGGGAUUCAGUUACCCAUCUGAACUGGAAACUCAUCGACGCAGUCACACUGGAGAGAGACCGUUCACCUGCUCUGAGUGUGGGAAGGGAUUCACGAAGUCAAACAACCUGUUGAAGCAUCAGCGAGUUCACACUGGGGAGAGGCCGUUCACCUGCUCUGACUGUGGGAAACGAUUCACACAGUCAUCGCAACUCCUGACGCACCAGCGUGUUCACACUGGCGAGAGACCUUUUAAAUGCUUAGUCUGUGGGAAGUGCUAUAAAAGUUCCUGGGAACUGAUGUCCCAUCAACGUGUUCACACUGAGGAGAGGCCUAUUAAAUGCCUGGACUGUGGGAAGUGCUUUAAAAGUACCAGUGAACUGAUGCUUCAUCAACGUGUUCACACUGAUGAGAAACCGUUCAGGUGCUCUCACUGCGGGACUGGGUUCAGGCAAUCAUCUCAACUCUCUACACACCAGUACAUCCACACGAGGGAGAGGCCGUUUACCUGCUCUGAGUGUGGGAAGGGAUUCACUCAGUCCUCCACCCUGCUGAGACAUCAGCAAGUUCACACUGGGGAGAGGCCAUUCAUUUGCUCUAAGUGUGGGAAGAGAUUCACUCAGUCAUCCCACAUGCUGAAACACCGGCGAGUUCAUGAGUGACUGCAGGGGUUGGAUUCUGCUGUUAAUCAUAUUCAGGACUGAACCAUGUUCAUUGUAGUCUAUUUUUGCUGAUGUUAAUAAACUCCAGCCCAGUUAUUGGGGUUAAUAUUCUGGAUAAAA
Carcharodon carcharias (great white shark) is the source of this 2269-nucleotide messenger RNA. RefSeq names its product gastrula zinc finger protein XlCGF8.2DB-like. The record is from RefSeq and is a predicted model, not a curated record. Gene Ontology annotation, cellular component: nucleus. The transcript has 3 exons. NCBI's taxonomy places the organism in Eukaryota, Metazoa, Chordata, Chondrichthyes, Lamniformes, Lamnidae. The coding region runs from base 1364 to 2149 and encodes 261 amino acids.